UUCGGCCAUCUUGCUCCCCCUCGCCCUGUAGGCCUGCCUCGCCUAGCUUCCCAGUAGCCUCAGCCCGUCCCCCAAGAUGACCUUGCCCCCACCAAGUGUCCCCCUCUUCUCCCCAAGCCAGGUGGCUCGCGUCUGCGAAGCCCUGCAGGAGAGCGGAGAAUUUGAGCGCCUUGCCCGCUUCCUGUGGUCCCUCCCGCCGUCGCUCACCCUCCGGCACCCCGAAGGCCUCAGCUGCACUCACGCCAAUUGCCAUGACUUGGAGUUGUUCAGCAGCCCGAUUCCCUCGGCCGCAUGGUUGGCGCCCUACUGCAGCCAGGCCACUGCGGCCACCUACCACCUGGAACCGUUUGGCACCCUGCGGCCCGGAGACAGGUUCUCGAUACAUCCGCCAGACCGAUCACCUGCCCGGAAGAAGGUCCUUGGUCUGCCGAGGGAUUCUUGCCAAGAUGGGGAGCAGAAAGUGAAUGGCUUCAAGGGAAGGGAAGACAAGGACAAGGGUGGAGACAAGGGUGGAGACAAGGGUGGAGACAAGGACACCUCUUGA
This is a messenger RNA of Lacerta agilis (Sand lizard), 544 nucleotides long. RefSeq names its product homeobox protein SIX3-like. NCBI's taxonomy places the organism in Eukaryota, Metazoa, Chordata, Lepidosauria, Squamata, Lacertidae. The coding region runs from base 77 to 544 and encodes 155 amino acids. The record is from RefSeq and is a predicted model, not a curated record. The transcript has 2 exons.